This is a messenger RNA of Zingiber officinale, 2260 nucleotides long. Its product is annotated as mediator of RNA polymerase II transcription subunit 17-like. The transcript has 8 exons. Gene Ontology annotation, biological process: regulation of transcription by RNA polymerase II. Gene Ontology annotation, molecular function: transcription coregulator activity. Lineage: Eukaryota; Viridiplantae; Streptophyta; Magnoliopsida; Zingiberales; Zingiberaceae. The record is from RefSeq and is a predicted model, not a curated record. Bases 57 to 2069 code for a protein of 670 amino acids. Gene Ontology annotation, cellular component: core mediator complex; mediator complex.
UCAAACACAGUACGCAUCGACCUGGCGAAUCAAGUCCGGCUUCCCGUUCGAAGGCCAUGGAGGAGGGCGGCAGGAGGAGGAUAUCGAUCGAUCUCGACAGGCUCCCGAUCAAGCGCUUGGACGCCAUCGAUGAGAUCGGCAACGAGCAAUUCCCUCCAGAUGUUAGUCACGAGGAGAAGCGCCUCGGUAUGAUUCGGAGAAUCGACUUCUCCUCCAUUGUGGCGGAUAGCGUUGGCACGAGGAAAAAGCAGAAGACGACCCCUAAGGAGGCCGCUCCCGCACCUCAGCAGGCCUGGCCCUGGCAGGGCUUUGUGGAAAAUCUGCAGCUUGCCCACCAGGAGUUAUCAGUCAUCAUCGAUCUGAUCAACACGGUUGAAGCCAAUGAUGCAGUAGCAGUGUCUGGAAUGCAGAGACCUAAGCAGCUGCCAAAUGAAAAUCUGUCAGACCUUGCAGUAUCUGCAGCAACUAAGCUUCAACGUCUCCGGAAUCUUGGUAGGUACUUCAAACAAUCUUCGAAAGCAUUAGAACUGAAAGUCUCAAGAGAGGCAAGAUUCUAUGGAUCACUGAUCAGAUUGCAGCAACACUGGAAACUUAAACGACAACGUGUGUUAGCAGGUCCAGGUAGUGAUGGGUUCUCAUUUGAUCUGUUAGACAAUACAUCAUCAGAUACUACUAUGCUAUCUCGUCCAUUGCCCAAUGCUUUAGUUCGCAUUGUUCGUGAGAAUGCAGGCCUUUUGGCCAUACAAAGACCUCCAAAAUCAUUUCGAUGCAUAUCGAUAAGUUAUACUGGGACCAAUUUUAGUUCUAGAAGUAAGAAGCCCCUUAAAGGGAAUAUAUAUAACUCAGUUGAGAAUCCUCAAGCAAACAAGAAAGCAGCUUUAACUGAUGAAGAUGUCAAUUCAUGGGUCAAAGAUACACAUUCAGUUCUUCGUGAAAUUCAUCAAUCAAUUUUUCUGGAGCAGGUUUUUGAUAGGGUGAAUCAUGAAAGUUACUGCACUUCACCAGGAAUUCAUGUCACUGGGAUGCUAGAAGACCUUUUACAGUUAGCUGUUGGUCAAGAUACAUCUAUUUGUAUGUCCCUUGUAUCCGUUAAGAAAGAAGAUGACUUUCUUGACUCCAGGGGACUUUCUCAGAAAGGCAAUAAUGGGUUUACUCAUUCUGACUCAUCAGCACUAGUAGCGAAUAACGAGAAAGAUGAAUUUAAUCAAAAUAACUUGGAAGUUCCUAGCCCUGUUGGCUUAGAAAUUUAUUUGGUACAUAUUUUCCACAAAAAUUCCUUAGUACGAUUGAAGGAGAAAAAUUUUUCUGCCUCAAGAGUAGCUGUUGCUGGUCAUGCUGCUACUGAAUCUUGUGGUCUCACUCAUUUCUGUAAGACAGUUGCUCAUAGGAUCUUUUCCACUAAAGUUCUGGCUGAAAUAGAACGUCUUGUCAGCAGGAUUCCGUAUGUUCAGCUGUUGUCUCACCCUCCUUGGCAUUCCAGAACAUCAUCAUGGUCUCUCUUCUUAAAAUUUCCUGAGUCAGUUUUUCAUACAGCUUGUCUGUCUGAGUCUUCAAAUAAUUAUGAUGUGAAGGGUUUAAUUAGGCCACAAAUUCAUACCAAGAUAGUGGUCAAGGAUGACCAAGUUACAGUGAGUGGAGAAGGUGCACUCGGUACUCUCUGUUCAUUCGGAAUUUCUGCUGAUGGUUCUUCAAUGGAUAGCUAUGGGUGUGACUUGGAUGAUCUUCCACUAAUUCUUCUUCAGCAGAUUGCAGGACAGAUCAUUCGUUGGCUUCAUGAUGAAGCAUUGAUAGUUGGGAUGAAGGUGAGCAGAGACUUUUUGUGCCUGUAUCUUGAACUUGACCAAGGUGACAUGCUUGGUCUUGUGGCACGUGUGGACCCAGACGACGUCAAUGGCUGCAUCUCAUGGUGGAUGAUCAUGGAGGAUGGCAUGGCAGAUGAUGGGAAAUUCUCUACAAACUCUGGCGAGUACAAGAACCGAAGGUUUCUCGGGCAUCUAUCGCUUGAAGCAUUGUACUCUAUGUUGAUGGAUCUAGUGAAUGUAAGCACUAAUAGUUUGGGUGGAUCCUAGAAGGUGAUAUCUAUGGGUUCAACAAGUGCUCACUGAGAGUUUGAUGAUGCAUGUCACACGUAGAAGUUGGCACUAGGAAUUACGUUUUAGAAUAUAAUUCCCUAUGUCCAACUUUCCAAUUAAUGUAAGAAUUGGUGUAGACACUUUCAGUGCCAAUAUAUAAUCAAUAGAGUAAUUUUUAUUUACCUAGA